This is a messenger RNA of Camellia sinensis, 1976 nucleotides long. Its product is annotated as carboxyl-terminal-processing peptidase 2, chloroplastic. NCBI's taxonomy places the organism in Eukaryota, Viridiplantae, Streptophyta, Magnoliopsida, Ericales, Theaceae. The record is from RefSeq and is a predicted model, not a curated record. Gene Ontology annotation, biological process: proteolysis. Gene Ontology annotation, molecular function: endopeptidase activity; serine-type peptidase activity; protein binding.
AUCCUACUUACAAGUAAACGCCCACUCUGAAGCAAAGCCCCCAGCACCACUAGGCAACGAUAAAUCGAGAAAAGUUCAAUUUCUUCUGGAUGUGCCUUUCGGUGGAGAUGAUGGUGGUAAUUGGAGGCUCUGUUACUGCUUCUUCGUCUCUCUCUCCCCCUUUUCUCAUCUCCAACGCACACAUAAACCUCAAUUUCUCUCCCAAGGUGCGGCUACAAAAUUCUCUUCCCUUCGGGAUAAUGAAAACUCAAUUAAGGAACUCCUUAUCAUAUAUAAGUAAAGAUUUCAGUGACAGGCCAAGAAGUUGUGAGCUUGUUUUCUAUUCUGUAGGAGAUUAUAGACCCAGGUUCUUUUGUCAACCAGCACAGAGGCAUGGCAAAAAGAUUACAUCUCAAUGUGGUUUGUUUUCAGUAAGGUUUGGACACCUUCCCAAAUUGAGGAAAUACACCAUCAGUCUUCAGAAAGCAAUAAAAUGUUCCAAAUUUUUUAAAAAAGACACGUCCAUUCUUUUUGUCCGCCUUCUUGUUGGAAUGGUACUUGUUAUGACAAUUUCUUUUGCUGUUUUCAAAACUCCAUCCUGGGCCUUGACUGAAGAAAAUCUUAUUUUCUUGGAGGCAUGGAGAACAAUUGAUCGUGCAUAUGUUGACAAAACUUUCAAUGGGCAAAGUUGGUUUAGGUACAGAGAAAAUGCACUGCUCAAUGAACCAAUGAAAUCUCGAGAAGAGACAUAUAUGGCAAUCAGGAAGAUGCUUGCCACCCUGGAUGAUCCUUUCACUAGGUUUUUGGAGCCUGAAAAGUUUAAGAGUCUGCGGUCAGGGACACAAGGUGCUCUUACAGGUGUAGGGCUGUCAAUUGGCUACCCUACAGGAGGUGAUGGAUUACGUGCAGGACUGGUGGUAAUUUCAGCUGCUCCAGGCAGUCCUGCAAAUAAGGCUGGCAUUUUGUCUGGGGAUGUUAUCCUGAAAAUUGAUGACACAAGUACAGAAACCAUGGGCAUAUAUGAUGCAGCAGAGCGCUUGCAGGGAACCAAAGGCAGUGCAGUUGAACUAACUAUUCGUAGUGGACCCGAGAUAAAGCAGCUAUCUUUGAAGCGAGAGAAAGUUUCAUUGAAUCCGGUGCAAUCGAGACUCUGUGAGAUACCUGCUUUGGGGAAGGAUGCUUCUAGAGUGGGAUACAUCAAACUAGCUUCAUUCAACCAAAAUGCUUCUGGUGCUGUCAGGGAAGCCAUUGAAACUUUAAGGAGAAACAAUGUUAAUGCUUUUGUAUUGGACCUUCGGGAUAAUAGUGGUGGUCUUUUCCCGGAAGGAAUUGAGAUUGCCAAGAUUUGGUUAGAGAAAGGUGUCAUCGUGUAUAUUAGCGAUAGUCAAGGUGUUCGUGAUAUAUAUGACACUGACGGAAGCAAUGCGAUAGCAGCUGUAGAACCCCUUGCCGUGCUGGUGAACAAAGGAACUGCAAGUGCGAGUGAAAUUUUAGCUGGUGCAUUGAAGGACAAUAAACGUGCAAUGGUGUUUGGAGAACCCACUUAUGGGAAAGGCAAGAUUCAGUCAGUUUUCGAGCUAUCUGAUGGCUCUGGCUUGGCUGUUACAGUCGCUCAAUAUGAAACACCUGCUCACACUGACAUCAACAAGGUUGGUGUUAUUCCAGACCAUCCUCUACCAGCAUCUUUUCCAAAGGAUGAUAAGGGCUUUUGUAGAUGCCUCCAGGACCCUGAUUCUGCUUGCUAUCUCAACAGAGUCAAGCUAUUUUCACAAUGACAAAGAGCUUUUUAUGAACCUGUAAACUCUUAUAUUCUUUUUACUGCUGCAAGAAAACAUUGGCAAGCAUCUGAGAAAAAUUGGAAAUUUGUGAGUAAAUGGAAAGGUGAAUUUUCCAUUUGUAUUUGUCCCUUGUGUAUGGAAUACAGAACUUGUAUAUAAACUAUAGCUUUUGUAAGUCCCCAUAUUUUUAUUUAUUUAUUUAUUUAUUUUGAGUUAUGA